AUGCUGUGGAGAAGGACCGUUGCUCCAUGUGUUGAAGCUGUGGUCUCUCUGCAGAGAUUGGAAGACUCGGUCACACACAUCCGCAUACAGAACACCGGCGAUUACUACGACUUGUAUGGCGGUGAACAGUUCGCCACGUUGUCUGAGCUGGUGGAAUAUUACACAGGACAGCACGAGUGUCUACAGGAUACUGACGGAACCUCCAUCCCGCUGAAAUACCCGCUGAACUGCGCCGACCCCACCAACGAGCGCUGGUACCACGGCUAUCUCUCAGGACCCGAUGCGGAGAAGCUACUCCAGGAGAAGGGAGAACCAUGGACCUUCCUGGUCCGAGAGAGCCGCAGUAAACCUGGAGAUUUCGUCAUCUCCGUCCUCACAGCCGACAUGAAGGACGGAAAGCCUCGAGUGACUCACAUCAAGAUCAUGUGCGAGGGUGAGAGAUAUACUUUGGGGGAUACAAAACAUGACACGCUCACAGACCUGAUUGAGAUGUACAAAAAGAAGCCCAUAGAAGAGUUAUCUGGGACCCGUGUCUACCUCCAGAAGCCAUAUUACUCCACCAGAGUCAAUGCUGCUGAAAUCGAGAGCCGCAUGAAAGAAUUAGACAAGAAGUCAGAAAAGGAGGAGGCAGCCAAAGCCGGAUUCUGGGAGGAGUUUGAUGCUCUCCAGAAACAGGAAUCUAACUUACUCUAUGAGAGAAAAGAAGGCCAGAAACCAGAAAACAAGAGCAAAAACCGCUACAAGAAUAUCCUUCCAUUUGACCACACAAGGGUUGUGUUAAGUUACAGAGACCAAAAUCUUCCUGGUAAUGAUUACAUCAAUGCCAACUAUGUGUCGAACCUGCUAUGGGGAGAUUUGGAACCUCUCAAACAAUUUAUUGCAUGUCAAGGAUGCCUGGCAUCAACUACAGGAGAUUUCUGGGAGAUGGUGUGGCAGGAGAACAGUCGGAUUAUUGUGAUGACCACUAAGGAGAUUGAGAAGGGCCGGACUAAAUGCAUACCAUACUGGCCAGAUGUAGACACAGGAGGAAAAGACUUUGGACGUUUCUGGGUGGAGUUGGUGUCAGACCGUGAAGCCAUGGAGUAUAAAGUUCGCACGUUAAAUGUGUCACUUUUAGAAGAUCGCAGCAAGUCCAGGGAGAUUGUCCACUAUCAGUACCUGAACUGGCCAGAUCAUGGAGUUCCAUCUGAUCCAGGUGGUGUCCUGAGUUUCCUUGGAGAGGUCAACCGAAUGCAGGAGAGCAUACCAGGAGCUGGGCCUAUUGUUGUGCACUGCAGUGCUGGGAUUGGCCGCACUGGGACCAUUAUCGUCAUCGACAUGUUGGUGGACAUCAUUCAAACAAAAGGUCUAGACUGCGACAUAGAUGUGCAGAAAACCAUUCAGAUGGUACGAUCCCAGCGCUCAGGAAUGGUCCAGACAGAAGCUCAAUAUAGGUUUAUCUAUUCCUCCAUUGCACAUUACAUGGACUCAGCAAAGUACAAACUUAAAGCGUUAGAGAGAACAAAGGUUGCAGAGUCAGAAUACGGAAACCUUGCGCCUUCCAUGUCCAAGCUAAAAGUAACCCGGAGUCCAUCAAAGCCUAAAGAUGAGGGAACCCUCUAUGAGAAUCUGAAUGCCAGGAAAGAUAAAAAAGAAAAAGUCAACAAGAAAACAUCAUCAUCAGAGCGAGAAAAGCCCCGAAACUCAGUGAAGAAAAAGUAACGCAGAGAUCUUCAGCGUGCCGCCAGUUCCUGGGCGUAACCAGUACAGUAUUCCGGCAGCUUGAACCACACAUUGUCCACACGUGUGCUCCCCUUUUGUAUGUACCUUCUGUUCAACCUUUUGCUGCCUACCCCUCCACGUAUGUCACUUCCCAACCUGACCUGGAAAAUGUUUACUUGAAUGAUGAUAUGAAAUUGAUAAUUUAAUAAAGUG
This is a messenger RNA of Nanorana parkeri, 1914 nucleotides long. It is a transcript of the gene PTPN6, whose product is annotated as protein tyrosine phosphatase, non-receptor type 6. Bases 1 to 1701 code for a protein of 566 amino acids. The record is from RefSeq and is a predicted model, not a curated record. The transcript is spliced from 15 exons. Gene Ontology annotation, molecular function: protein tyrosine phosphatase activity. Lineage: Eukaryota; Metazoa; Chordata; Amphibia; Anura; Dicroglossidae. Gene Ontology annotation, biological process: protein dephosphorylation.